AUGCGUCACCAAGUCUCCUCAUUCUACGGCCUUCGUGCCACUAACAAAACCGAGCACAUGCAAGGUAAUUCCGUUGAACUGGUGAAUAAGGCCUUAUCCCGAGACCCACCUGUAAUGGGAAUCGCCCUGUUCCUCGUAGGAAUGGUCGCCGUUAUUGCGCUUGCCGCAAUUAUCGUUGUUUGGGGUGGCCAGAUGAAGGCCUGGUUCAAAGGUGGUUGGAACUGCGACCCAGAGUCCGAUAUCGAGACGGCUGAGCCAUCCCAACCAAAGCAAACGUUCCUCAGUCAGCACCUAGAGACCCUCCGCGCCUUCAGCAAGCCAGAGCGUCCGGAUUCGAUGCAUAUGUCCGACUUCCAUUUCGCUCCGGAAGCUGCGCAUAUGAAGCCUUCCAAGUACAACAUCGACUGGUUUAAGAAUCAAAAAAGAAAAACUUCCCCGGGUAGUGCAAUAAACCCACUGUCGAAGAGAACAUGA
Molecule: messenger RNA, 474 nt
Organism: Lindgomyces ingoldianus
Lineage: Eukaryota; Fungi; Ascomycota; Dothideomycetes; Pleosporales; Lindgomycetaceae
Exons: 1
Coding region: 1-474 (157 amino acids)
Source: RefSeq, a predicted model, not a curated record